GCCGAGUGUAGUGGGGGAUAAGGCAACAAGCAUUCCUCCCUCCACCAAACAUUACACAAUCUAGCAUCAAGCUUCCUACGCUAUCAAUCAAAUUAACCAACUCAUCAAAAUAUGAAUCUCUUGUCCAAAAAAAUCACAACCGAUUCGCAUGGCCAAGACUCCUCUUACUUCCUGGGAUGGCAAGAAUACGAAAAGAAUCCUUACGAUGAGACCCGCAAUCCCAAAGGAAUCAUCCAAAUGGGCCUCGCCGAAAAUCAGCUCUCAUUUGAUCUUCUCGAAUCCUGGUUGGCUCAGAACCCGGAAGCCGCCGCCUUUCAGGGUGACAAUGGAGGCGAAUCCAUUUUCCGGCAGCUGGCACUCUUUCAAGAUUAUCACGGCCUUCCUUCCUUCAAGAAGGCUAUGGUUGAGUUUAUGUCAGAAAUCAGGGGAAACAAGGUUUCAUUCGAUUCCGACAACCUCGUCCUCACCGCCGGCUCAACUCCCGCCAACGAGACGCUCAUGUUCUGUCUCACCAACCCCGGCGACGCUUUCCUAAUCCCCACUCCAUACUACCCAGGAUUUGACAGAGACUUGAAAUGGCGAACCGGAGCAGAGAUUGUUCCAAUUGAGUGUUUCAGCUCCAACGAUUUCAGGAUCACUGAAUCAGCACUCCAAGAAGCUUACCUCUCUGCCCAAAAGAGGAACUUGAAAGUCAAAGGCGUUCUAGUCACGAACCCGUCCAACCCAUUGGGAACCACGUUGACCCGAGAAGAGCUGGACCUCCUCAUCACAUUCGUCGACGAGAAGGGAAUCCAUCUGAUCAGCGACGAGAUCUACUCCGGCACCUCUUUUGACUCCCCAGCCUUCAUCAGCGCCAUGGAGGUUCUCACGGAAAGGAUUCACAACAAAACUGUCUCCCAUGACAGUGUGUGGGGCCGGGUCCACAUCGUCUACAGUCUUUCCAAGGAUCUCGGGCUCCCGGGAUUCCGGGUCGGGGCAAUUUACUCGAAUGACGAGAUGGUCGUGUCGGCGGCCACAAAAAUGUCAAGCUUCGGUUUGGUCUCUUCUCAAACCCAGUACCUUCUAUCCGCCAUGCUCUCGGACAAGAAGUUCACGAAGAAGUAUUUGAGAGAAAACCAGAACAGGCUGAAGAAUAGGCACGCGAUGUUGGUGGCCGGACUCCGGGAAACCGGUAUUGAGUGCUUAGAGAGCAGCGCCGGACUGUUCUGCUGGGUGGACAUGAGACAUCUCCUCACAUCACAGACGUUUGAGGCGGAAAUGGAGCUGUGGAAGAAAAUCGUUUACCAAGUCGGGUUAAACAUCUCGCCCGGUUCAUCUUGCCAUUGCACCGAACCGGGUUGGUUCAGAGUUUGUUUUGCCAACAUGUCGGAGGAAACACUGAGUUUGGCCAUGCAACGGAUAAGUUCAUUCGUAGCUACCCAUUUGAUCAGCUCAUUGAAAUUAAAUAAGAACAAGAAGAAAGGAUCGACCAAAUGGGUAUUCCGGUUAUCUUCUAAUGACGGUCACAGAGAACGGUAGAAAUGCUGGGGGUAGGAUUGUGAAUAGUUCGUUUUUUUAUUCAACCCAAAAUGAGUGUUGGACUUUUUUUACUCAAUACAUUCUUGUUGAGUCAUAAUUCCUUCGAUGAUGCAAUCUUUGAGACUAGCUUGAAUAGAAAAAUACAUCCAAAUAUAUGCAAGCCUGCACUCAUUUCUAUUAUAGUCUUGUUUUUGUAAACAUUUGAGCCUAAAUUGUACGGAG
This is a messenger RNA of Cuscuta epithymum, 1740 nucleotides long. The record is from the annotation of a GenBank genome assembly. NCBI's taxonomy places the organism in Eukaryota, Viridiplantae, Streptophyta, Magnoliopsida, Solanales, Convolvulaceae.